This is a messenger RNA of Cucumis melo (muskmelon), 1710 nucleotides long. Its product is annotated as pentatricopeptide repeat-containing protein At1g28690, mitochondrial. The record is from RefSeq and is a predicted model, not a curated record. The coding region runs from base 1 to 1572 and encodes 523 amino acids. Gene Ontology annotation, biological process: RNA modification. Gene Ontology annotation, molecular function: protein binding; RNA binding. The transcript has a single exon. Lineage: Eukaryota; Viridiplantae; Streptophyta; Magnoliopsida; Cucurbitales; Cucurbitaceae.
AUGAAAAAUGGCAGAUUUACAUCAGUUACACACCGUGUAUUCUCAUCACUGAGUGACUAUGUUCCCUCCUUUGCUCCAAUCCAAACUUCGAACCAAACAUCCACUUCUCUGUCAUCAGCUCUACAACAUUACAUCAAUUCAGAUGACCCUUCUCAUGGCCUAAAGAUUCAUGCCCAUAUUCUCAAAACUGGCUUCAUACCCAAUACAAAUAUCUCCAUUAAGCUCCUCAUAUUGCACCUGAAAUGUAAGUCAUUAAAGUUUGCACGCCAGGUGUUCGAUGCAUUGCCUCAAAAGACUCUUUCUGCUUACAAUUACAUGAUUGGUGGGUACAUAAAGAUGGGAAAAGUACCAGAAUCUCUUCCUCUCGUACGUGAGCUCAUUUUUUCAGGUGAAAAGCCUGAUGGGUUUACAUUUUCAAUGCUUUUAAAGGCAUCUACACUUGCACAUGAGGACUUUCUACCGCAUAGUUUAGGACGAGUGGUUCAUGCUCAGAUAUUGAAGUCAAAUGUCCCACCAGAUGAUGUACUUUACACAGCACUUAUUGACUCAUGUAUUAAGAACGGUGACAUAUAUUUUGCUAGGAUGGUGUUUGAUUUGAUGUUGAAAAAGAAUGUGAUAUGUUCAACAUCAAUGAUUUCAGGAUAUAUGAAUCAGGGGUUGGUGAACGAUGCUGAAGAAAUUUUUAGCAAGACUGUUGAAAAGGAUAUAGUUGUAUUCAAUGCAAUGAUUGAAGGUUAUAGUAAAACACAUGAACAUGCCAGGAAAUCGUUUGAGGUUUACAUUGACAUGCAACGUAUGUGUUUUUCACCAAAUAUUUCAACAUUUUCCAGUGUGAUUGGUGCUUGUUCAGUGUUGGCAGCACUUGAAGCAGGACAACAGAUCCAAUGUCAACUUAUGAAGACUAAAUUCUUCACAGAUAUUAGAAUGGGAAGUGCUCUUAUAGACAUGUACUCCAAAUGUGGCAGAACAGACGACGCUCGUCAAGUGUUUGAUCAAAUGCGAGAAAGAAACGUCUUCUCAUGGACAUCUAUGAUAGAUGGAUAUGGUAAAAAUGGAUACCCAAGUGAAGCACUUAAGCUCUUUUGCAUUAUGCAAGAGAAACACCAGAUUCAGCCAAACUUAGUUACCUUUCUUAGCGCUCUCUCAGCUUGUGCACAUGGAGGGCUAGUAGAGGAAGGCUGGGAAAUUUUUGAAAGCAUGGAGAGAGACUACUCAUUGAAACCGAAAAUGGAGCAUUAUGCAUGUAUGGUUGAUCUGCUGGGGCGUGCAGGAAGUUUACUUCAGGCAUGGGAAUUCGUUAUGCAAAUGCCUGAGACUCCUAAUUCUGAUGUAUGGGCAGCUCUACUAAGCUCAGCCAAGCUUCAUGGCAAUGUUGAAAUGGCCUGCACGGCUGCCAAUGAACUAUUUAAGCUGAAUGCCAACAGUCGACCAGGGGCUUAUGUGGCAUUGUCUAAUACUUUUGCAGAAGCUGGGAAAUGGAACAAUGUUAGUGAACUUAGAGAGAUUAUGAAGAUAAAAAGAGUUAAAUGUAAAGGUAGCAGCUGGUUUGGGGCUGGUGAUGGUAGCUUAUGACAUUGUUUGUUUGGUCAAAGAAGUGCUUAAAAGUCGAUAACUAACGAUGAAUAUUGUAGGAUAUUGCUAUUAUCCCUGAAGAACAUCACCAACACAACAAGGGUUGACAAUGUCAUUGUCAAGCCAUUCAUGUUUGAA